Molecule: messenger RNA, 1579 nt
Organism: Macrosteles quadrilineatus (aster leafhopper)
Lineage: Eukaryota; Metazoa; Arthropoda; Insecta; Hemiptera; Cicadellidae
Exons: 2
Coding region: 27-1331 (434 amino acids)
Source: RefSeq, a predicted model, not a curated record
GAUGGCCGGGUAGUAACCAAACUAGCAUGCUGGCCAGGGUAGUCUCGGUAUGUGUCCUUGUGGUAUCUGUGCUCCACAUCUCUGGAACCUGCGGUGAGACCAACAUCACGCUGCUCACUCUACCUAUCAACUUGACAUCCUGGAGGACAUCUUUACACAGGACCUUCAACGGAUCUCUGGUUCGUCCUCUGACAUCCCAUCUGUCUUCUGCCUUGAACGAUACUCUGCAAUUCUUCAAGACUGGGAGCGUCGGCUGUACACCGGAAGGCGAAGAGUGCAUUCCUGAUGUUCCAUCGUGCUGCCCCUCAACGGCGGACGGUCAUUUAGGUGACAGAGAGGACGAGGACCUCCAAUGUCUUCCUCAAGGUGGUGUCUACCGUUGCAGUCUCGUCACGGACUCGGAGGACGUUGCUCAACUGAGGCUAAACGCCCUGGAGUACGGAGACAGUGCGGGGCAGCUGGAGUCGCACCCUUGGAUCAACAGUUGGGAGUUCCAGUCUAGAAGUAUGGCGGAGCGGGAGGAGUUACAAGCACUUCAAGACGCUGAGUGGAAGAAGAACUGGAAACCGAGCAGCCAGGAAAAUGUUUGGAUCAAGGCCUACAACAAAGUUAAGAACGAAGCCCUAAACGCGUGGAAGGAUUUGAGGAAGAUGAAAAAACUAAAGGAAGUAAAAGAUACUUUGAUAGACAAGAAGAACAAAAGACUAGAGCCCACGGUCCCACCAGCUCCAGAGCCCGUACAAGAACCCCUACCUGAGCCCGAGGACGAGCCUGUGGUGGAGGAAGAGGAAAAAGAAGAAAAUCCUGCAACCCAAAAAGCAGCGAGGGUUUUGUACCCGGAUGAGCUAUCGGAGGAAACAAUCCACGGCAACAAAGGUCAAGCGGAGUCAGGCAGUGAAGAGAGUGUGAUUAAAUUUUCUGAUGAAUUACCAAAACGGGAUAAGAAAUUAGAUUUCAGACUAGACAACUUAAUUAAAGACGCCAUGUACUUAGCAAGUGAAAAACUGAAGAAGACAACUGAACAGGGUAAUCGGCCUUCAGGAAAAGACAGCUCUGUAGUAUCUCCUUUGUCGUCACAGGAGGAACUUCUUCGCCUGGAAAACAUUCAAGACAUUGUAGAUAAGUUAACGAAGGAAGUAAACGACCUAAAAUCGUUGAAGACGCAAAGAGACGAAAACAAUAAAGACAACGUUGACAACAAAGGGCCCAGUAUAGACGAAUUAAUAGAGAAACACGUGCGUAACAUACUAGAAGAAAAGAGAAGGUUAUAUGAACUGAGACAAAUCGAGGAAGCGAGGAGAUUGAAAAAAGAAGGACUUAUUAAAACGUAGCAACACACCUAAAUAAUUAGGUCAACUAAAUAAACAUGAAUCAGUUCAAAAACCAGUCAUCCUAACCUACUAUUUUUAUUUUUGUCAUUUUUACUUAUGAACAUUAUUUAAUAAACAUAAUUAAAUGCAAAACAAACAAAUGGGAUAGUGAAAUUAUAUACUUCAAAAAUGGAUUUUACUUCCCUCAAAUAAUUUGUUAUUCGUUCUCUUGCACUGUUUAGUUAUUAAAACAGAACAGACUCGUUAUC